CUGAACGCCAUCCUCAAGUCAGAGACAGACACAGAGACUUUAACUGUAACACAAAAGCUCUUACACACAGGAUCUGAUCACAGAUCAGACCCAGAGAGACUGGGCAGUCGUCCUGCUCCUGGCUCAGAAUACUUACCGGUAUUUCACCAGAGCCAGGGGACGGUUAAUUCCCGUGGAGAUGGUGACACGUUAGACACUGGCGGUGAUGAUCCAUCUUGUUCUUACACUACAGAGAUGAACCCUGGCAACAUGCUCUUGGGUUUAGAGAGACAGACUGAUCUGUCUAGAGGGGAAUGGAACCGGUACAGUAGUAGUGUAUACUCUGAAGGGUGCCUAGAUAAAGGGGAGGUUAUAGUGGUAGAUGACGUGACUGUGAAAGUGGAGGGCGAUGCUCCUCCCACAUGGAAUGCAGAUAGUCACCUAGGAGACGGACACUCACAGGACGGAGAUUUAUUUGAUUACAGGGGAAGCUUAGAUACAAAUCUAAAUGUCACGACCCACUCCCCUUUACACGCGUUCAGGGAUCACGAUGCCGUAUUCACGUCGAAGGCACUUUCCGAUUCACACGGCAGCGAUCUUUUCAAUCAAGUACUGAACUCAAACGACAGGGAUAUAGCCCAGUCUCAGGGAGGGGGAGCCACAUCGGGCAAUAGUAAAGAGAAACGGUUCCUCUGCAUGUUCUGUAACAAAGGCUUCAGCUGCCCCCAGAAGGUGGAGAUCCACCAGAGGGUCCACACAGGAGAGAAACCCUUCAGCUGUACCCAGUGUCAUAUGUGCUUUGCUGAGGCUGGCAACCUGAAGAGGCACCAGAGGGUCCACACAGGGGUGAAACCCUUCAGCUGUACCCAGUGUCAUAUGUGCUUUGCUCAGGCUGGUGACCUGAAGAGGCACCAGAGGGUCCACACAGGGGAAAAACCCUUCAGUUGCCUCCACUGUGAGAAGAAGUUUUCCCGCCAGCACCAGCUGAAGAUGCACCUGAAGGUUCACACGGAAGAGAGGCCAUUUGCCUGUACACACUGCAGAAAGAGGUUCUCAGAGAGGAGCUAUCUUAGGAUACACCAGCAGAAAAACCAUUCCUCUCUAUAGCAUAGAAAGUAACCAUUCCACUCGAUAGCUUCUGAUGUUUAGCUCAAUCCCUGCAUUAAAGGCAAAGAUUCAUUUUCGUUGUUGUCAGCAAAAAGAUAACGUUAGUAAUAGAUUUCAGUGUUGAAUAUUUCUGGGUAGGAUAUUGCAUCCAGACAUUGUGUGUUAUAUAUGGUAUAUUUUAGCCGGGAAAGUCAGUUACAUAUUGUGUUUGUUCUGUGGUGCCUAUAUAAUGUUCACAAAUGCCUAGUUCCUUACUUUCAUUCAACUACUUCAUCUUUUUCCUAAGACACUUGUACUGAGAAAAUGUAUGCAGUUUAUCUAGGUCCUGCAGAUUUUUUUGUUGAGUGUGUGUGUGUUUGUGUGGUUUUCAUAUUGUGUAUUUAAAACUUGUUUAUGUUUAAUAAACACAAAAUGGUAAUUUUCA
Messenger RNA from Oncorhynchus masou masou (cherry salmon), 1510 nucleotides. Its product is annotated as oocyte zinc finger protein XlCOF22-like. NCBI's taxonomy places the organism in Eukaryota, Metazoa, Chordata, Actinopteri, Salmoniformes, Salmonidae. The transcript has a single exon. Gene Ontology annotation, biological process: regulation of transcription by RNA polymerase II. The record is from RefSeq and is a predicted model, not a curated record. Gene Ontology annotation, molecular function: DNA-binding transcription factor activity, RNA polymerase II-specific; RNA polymerase II cis-regulatory region sequence-specific DNA binding. Gene Ontology annotation, cellular component: chromatin; PcG protein complex; transcription regulator complex. Bases 235 to 1086 code for a protein of 283 amino acids.